This is a messenger RNA of Mangifera indica (mango), 2220 nucleotides long. RefSeq names its product exocyst complex component EXO70H1-like. Gene Ontology annotation, molecular function: phosphatidylinositol-4,5-bisphosphate binding. Lineage: Eukaryota; Viridiplantae; Streptophyta; Magnoliopsida; Sapindales; Anacardiaceae. The transcript has a single exon. Bases 156 to 2048 code for a protein of 630 amino acids. Gene Ontology annotation, cellular component: exocyst. The record is from RefSeq and is a predicted model, not a curated record. Gene Ontology annotation, biological process: exocytosis.
CGUCUAUAAAUUCCCCUGGACAGUGCAACGCUGGCAAACGAAACGAUUGCUCAGAAGAACCGUAGCUUUCUUCUCUUUCUCAUUCAUAAUCAAUCACCCACCAACAAAAUUUUCCUGGGAAACGAACAGAAAACCGAUACUCGUUCUGAUAUAAGAUGCCGAGAAAGGGAAUGAGAAGCAUCUGCUUUAACCCCAAAACGACGUCGUUGCUGUCCAUCCCUCGUCAACCAAGACCUACUCCGGCUCUGUUAACAAAUCGUCCCAGCUUUUCUGAAUCAACAAUGGAGAAAAUCAUUGAAUCGGCGACGGAAAUGAUCACCAAAUGGGAUCCCGACUCAUCGACGUAUGCUAGAGUGACUUCUCUCUUUUACGAGGAUAAGAGAGAAGCCAUGCAGUUCUUGAAGUGCGUUAAUGGUCUACAGAAAGCUAUGCAUUUGCUAGUUUCAGAAGAUUCGGCUUCUGAAAAACUAAUCCAAGCUCAAAAUUUGAUGCAAAUUGCGAUGAAGAGACUGCAAAAAGAGUUUUACCAAAUACUCUCCAUGAAUCGGGCGCACUUGGAUCCGGAAUCAGUCUCCACAAGAUCAUCAAGAUCUACCAGAUCGAGCAUCUCAGAUUACGAAGACGACGGAGAGGAUGAUGUUCGAGUAGCAGGCGAUUCCAUCACGGAAGUAGAAGAAGAAUCUUCAAUCGCCAUGGCGGAUUUGAAAUCCAUAGCCGAUUGCAUGAUUUCCGCAGGCUAUGCUAAAGAAUGUAUAAGCAUUUACAAAAUCAUACGCAAAUCAAUUAUCGAUGAAGGUAUCUAUCGUCUUGGUGUGGAACGGUUCAGCAAUUCUCAAAUCAACAAAAUGGACUGGGAAGCUCUUGAUAUUAAAAUCAAGAACUGGUUAGACGCCGUGAAGAUCGCCAUGAGAACACUCUUCAACGGAGAAAGAAUCCUCUGCGAUCACGUCUUCGCUUCCUCAGACUCCAUUAAAGAGUCUUGCUUUGGCGAUAUCUCCAAAGAAGGGGCUUUAAUUCUGUUUAGCUUCCCAGAGCUCGUCGCUAAGACGAAGAAAUCGCCUCCGGAGAAAAUGUUUCGUGUGCUUGGGAUGUACACAGCCAUAGCUGAAAACUGGCCGGAGAUUGAAUCAAUCUUCUCCCACGAAUCAAUCUCCACCGUCCGAUUACAGGCUCUCAAUUCACUCGUUAAACUCAACGAGUCAGUCCGUGGAAUGAUUUCAGAUUUCGAGUCGUCAAUACAAAAAGACUCGUCAAAAUUCCUCGCCCCCGGCGGCGGAAUUCAUCCCUUAACCGUCCAAGCAAUGAAUUAUCUUUCCCUCCUCGCCGAUUACAGCAACGUUCUAACCGAUAUUCUCGCCGACUGGCCCCCGCCAGCAAAAUCAUCCUUGCCGGAAUCUUACUUCGACAGUCCAGACUCCACCGACGGACCGGCGCCGUCCAUCACUUUACACGUAACGUGGCUCAUUCUUGUUCUUCUAUGCAAACUUGAUACCAAGGCAAAACUUUACAAGGACGUCUCUUUGUCAUACCUAUUCUUGGCAAACAAUCUUCAACACGUCGUAUCAAAAGUCCGUACAUCGAAUUUGCAAUACCUCCUGGGCGACGAAUGGAUUAAUCGGCACGAAGCGAAAGUGAGACAGUUUGCCGCCAACUACGAGCGGGUAGCAUGGGACCAAGUUGUCAAAUCAUUACCGGCGAAUCCGACGGCCGCGAUUGCACCGGAUCAAGCGAAAGAUUAUUUUACGAAAUUUCAGUCCAGUUUUGAGCAAGUGUGCAAGCAACAGAGAUCGUGUAUCGUGCCGGACUCGAAAUUGCGGGACUAUAUUAAGUUGUCUAUCGAGAGAAAGCUGGUGGCGAAAUAUCGGGAGUUGUAUGAUAAGCAUAGAUUAACAGUGGAAGGAGAAAAUAAUGCCGGGAUGGUGGUGGGAUUUUCGCCGGGAGACGUCGGAAAUUACUUGUCAGAGCUGUUCUUUGGAAAGAUUGAAGCUUCUGGUUCUGGAAGUCGGAGUUCGUCCUCUCAUCGGCGGCAUUUGCGGUUGAAAGCUUAGAGUUUUGAAGUGGAGCAUUAUUUUAUAUGUUUUUUUCAUUAUUAUUAUACCAUUCUUCUAGGAUGUAAAAUUUUGGUUCGAAAAUAAUAGAAGCCACGAAUUAAGAACAAAAGAAUGACAUUUCAGAAAUAUCAUAAAUAAUGAAUACAGCUACAGAAUUUUCAGUUCUUAA